Saccharomycopsis crataegensis is the source of this 1137-nucleotide messenger RNA. RefSeq lists its product as uncharacterized. Bases 1 to 1137 code for a protein of 378 amino acids. Gene Ontology annotation, molecular function: oxidoreductase activity. The transcript has a single exon. The record is from RefSeq and is a predicted model, not a curated record. Gene Ontology annotation, biological process: deoxyribonucleotide biosynthetic process. Lineage: Eukaryota; Fungi; Ascomycota; Saccharomycetes; Ascoideales; Saccharomycopsidaceae.
AUGACAAAUGAAGUUGAGUUUGAGCAGUUACAGCCCAAGUUCCAGCAGCUUGGGUUGAAGAAUUCUGGUGAUGAGCAUCAACAGUUUCUUCAAAGUUAUGCCACCCAACGACAAGAGCUCCAUAAGAAACAGCGGGAAGAGCCACUCUUGAAAGAGAAUAAGAAGCGGUUUGUUAUGUAUCCAAUAAAGUACCACGAUAUCUGGAAUAUGUACAAGAAGGCAGAGGCAUCGUUUUGGACCGCCGAGGAAAUUGAUUUGGGAAAAGAUUUACAUGAUUGGAACUACCAGCUCAACGAAGACGAGAAAUUCUUCAUUAGUCGAGUGUUGGCAUUCUUUGCUGCUUCUGAUGGUAUUGUCAACGAGAACUUGGUGCUGAACUUCUCAACUGAAGUACAAAUACCCGAAGCUAGGUGCUUUUAUGGAUUUCAAAUCAUGAUGGAAAACAUACAUUCAGAGACAUAUUCAUUACUUAUCGAUACAUACAUUCAAGACCAAGAGAAAGCAGAUUUCCUCUUUAAUGCGAUAGAAACCAUUCCUUGUAUUAAGGAAAAGGCUGAUUGGGCCCUUCGAUGGAUAUCUGAUAAGGAUGCCUUAUUUGCAGAACGAUUGAUUGCCUUUGCAGCAGUCGAAGGAAUCUUCUUUUCUGGUUCAUUUGCUUCUAUAUUUUGGCUCAAGAAACGGGGGCUCAUGCCUGGGUUAACGUUUUCCAAUGAAUUGAUUUGUCGCGAUGAGGGUCUUCAUACUGAUUUCGCUUGUCUUUUAUACUCUCAUCUAGAUAAUAAGCUUGCUCCGGAAAUUGUCGACCGGAUCAUCAUGGAGGCAGUGGCGAUUGAAAAAAGAUAUUUUGAUGAUGCUUUGCAAGUAUCAUUAUUGGGGAUGAAUAGCAAUUUAAUGAAUCAAUAUGUGGAAUUUGUCGCAGAUCGAUUGUUGGUGGCUCUUGGGAGACCUAAGAUUUUCAAAGUUAGUAACCCAUUUGAUUUCAUGGAGAAUAUCUCGUUGGCUGGCAAAACCAAUUUUUUUGAAAAGCGUGUCAGUGAUUAUCAGAAAGUUAAAGUGAUGGAAAAGUCAAGUGAUAAUAAUAAAACUCAUCCAACUAAUACUGGAGAAUUUCCGCUAGAGUUUGACGAUGAUUUUUGA